Penaeus indicus is the source of this 1335-nucleotide messenger RNA. RefSeq names its product sorting nexin-29-like. The record is from RefSeq and is a predicted model, not a curated record. NCBI's taxonomy places the organism in Eukaryota, Metazoa, Arthropoda, Malacostraca, Decapoda, Penaeidae. The annotation marks the transcript as partial. The transcript is spliced from 5 exons.
AUGUUUAGCCAGCGACUGCAGCGUGAGAGGAGGGAGGCAGCCAUCAGUGCCUCCCUUAUCACACGACUGAAGGAGGCUGUGCAGAGCGUGUUGCAACCUGGUGCCGGAGGUGGUGUUUCGGAUGUAAGGGGACCCAUGAAGGGAAACCUGGGAGCAAUUGUGGGACACUCGGACAACACCAAUAACCUGUGUAAUGUGAUAGAAGCCAUCCUCAUCCAUGGUCUCCGAGACUCCCUGGGAGAGCGGAUGUCAGCUCUCCUCGGGGCCGACCCUGACAGGAUGCCUGUUCCCAACUUCUGGCCUGUCAUCAUGAUCAUUAGUCACCGAGACCUCAUGGAGCAGGUGGGAGAUCUUUCCUUUAUCACAAGCGAAGUUGGGAGGAGUCGAGCGUGGGUUCGCUUGGCGCUCAACCAGGGCCAGAUCUGUAGCUAUCUCAGCGUUCUGCUCCAGGACAAUCGUACCCUCAAGGAUUAUUAUAGAACGACUGCAGUCUUCCGCGAUCCCGAAAGAGCCGACAUCAUCCUCCGCGUCCUUCAGCCCAUCUCCGCCCUGACCUUCAACUUGGCCACCAACGCGGCUGUUCUCAACACCUGGACUCAGACCCCGUUGAUUCUGGCCGGACUGUGGGCACCGAGUGUUCAGAGUGUUGUUUCUGACCCUGUGCUUGCAGCCACUGAUGUGGCAAGCACUGUAAUGGAUGAACGCACGGAGGGUAUGAACAUUCCAAUUGUGGAAACCCCUGUCAGUGACCAGAUGUUUGACAUGAUCUUUGGUGGUACUCCAGAGACCAGUUUCAUCAGCAACAUGGAAAGCCGAGAAAGCAAGGACACCAAGGUACAGGAGAGUGACACACUCCAAGCUGAAGAGAAGGACAGGCUCAAUUCUCUUGGCUCACGACGGGAAGAAAGGGCUGCCACAGAGGACAAGAGGGACUCGGCCCUAGAAACUACGGACAGUGACCUACAGGCAUCGCAGGGUCAGGGGAAGAACCCCAGAGUGGAGGUUCAGAGUCCCCUGGAGGAGAGCCAGAAGCAGCACAGCCGCGACCAUUCCUUCACCAACUCCUCCGAGUGCAGGGACUACCACAGGACCUACAGCACAGACAGCUCCAUGUCUCGGAGUGUGAUCGAUGGGGCCCCGGAGUACGACCAGCUCUUUCUGGACAUCACUGCGGUGUCCCCAUUCGCCUCCGUGCCCGGCCUGAGCCUCUCCGACGUCGACCCAGCCUCGUCCAGCUCCACGCCCAGCAGAGAGGCAUCGCAUGAGUCCUCUCAUUCGGAUGAAGCAGAGAAGCUGAACUAUGAGGUUCUGUCGCAGCAGAUUCCUAGUGAUGCG